Rangifer tarandus platyrhynchus (Svalbard reindeer) is the source of this 285-nucleotide messenger RNA. Lineage: Eukaryota; Metazoa; Chordata; Mammalia; Artiodactyla; Cervidae. The record is from the annotation of a GenBank genome assembly.
AUGAAGAACUUCCCUAUGGCUUCCCUUCUUUUCCUGGUUCUUAUCCUGAGUGUCGAUCUUGGAGCUACCACACGUGGCAGUGAUGUGGCCAAGUUCUGCUGUUUCCAAUACAGCCAAAAACCCCUUCCCUGGAAGUGGGUGCGUAGCUAUGAAUUCACCAGGGACAGCUGCUCCCAGAAGGCUGUGAUAUUCACCACCAAGAGAGGCCAGAAAGUAUGUGCCCAGCCGAAGGAAACAUGGGUGCAAAAAUACAUUUCAUUACUCAAAGCCCAGCAACAACUGUGA